Messenger RNA from Aplosporella prunicola CBS 121167, 638 nucleotides. RefSeq lists its product as uncharacterized. Bases 1 to 540 code for a protein of 179 amino acids. The transcript is spliced from 2 exons. Gene Ontology annotation, biological process: protein homooligomerization. The record is from RefSeq and is a predicted model, not a curated record. NCBI's taxonomy places the organism in Eukaryota, Fungi, Ascomycota, Dothideomycetes, Botryosphaeriales, Aplosporellaceae.
AUGAUGGCUGAAAGCAUAUUUUUCAGUUGUCUACUAUCGGGACGUUGGGAAAACACUCUGUUAGACGGCUCCUACUUUAUCGACGCAGACCCGAACCUCUUUGAGCAUAUCCUUCGUUACCUUCGCCGCGGGAUUGCUCCGGUUUUCUAUGAUUCGGAAAAGGGACACGAUUACGCGUUAUAUUCUGCUCUUCUCGAAGAGGCAAGAUACUUCCAAAUAGACCGACUCGAAGACUGGCUGGAGAGCAAGCGAUACCUUAGCGCUGUCACCGCACGGUACUCAGCAACAGAGCUUGAGGGUGUGUGGAACCUUUCCACUGAUACAGACGUCGACGUACAAUACUAUCCUACUUGGGGAAUAAAAAAAACUUACAUCUGUCCUCGGGGGAUCUGCGUGCAUAGAGGGAAGCCGGAAUCUUGUGGAAGAGGCUGUAGGAGAGUACAAGGUGGUGAAGAGGACAAGUAUGAUGAGGAGCCAAUUGUUAGGACACUGGUUAUUAGGAGGUGGUUAACUUUUAAUAGAGAGGCUUGCUUAGUAUAGUACGAAAUCUAUUUACAUCGUUCUCUUAAUUUCUUUUAACUAUUUAUUCUACGGGAAAGGUUUGGAGCUACCAAACAGUGCAAGGAUAAAUCUAGGGC